Molecule: messenger RNA, 1737 nt
Organism: Leptonychotes weddellii (Weddell seal)
Lineage: Eukaryota; Metazoa; Chordata; Mammalia; Carnivora; Phocidae
Source: RefSeq, a predicted model, not a curated record
AAUACCUCACUGAGUACCUCACAUAAGAUGGGCUCUAAGUGAGUUUCACUUGUCUGGGCAGAAUUUCUCCCCUCUUCUAUAAAGGCUGCAGAAGACCUAUAGCUGUAACGGGACCUUUCAUAAGAAACUGGAGAGGACGCUCCCAGCCCAGCCAUCACCAUGCCCAGGGUGUUUUUGGACACUCCUCAGCGGUUGCUCAAGGAGGGGAGAGAGUCACGGAAGCUGGUACUGGUGGUGGUGUUUGUUGCUCUGCUUCUGGACAACAUGCUGCUUACUGUAGUGGUGCCCAUUAUACCCAACUUCCUAUAUGCCACAGAGUUCAAAGAAAUCAACGCUCCUCUAUACCUUGGCCUCACCACAAUUUCUCAGCAUGUCCUUACUUCUCCUGCCUUUUCCACCAUCUUCUCCUUCUUUGAUAACAACACCAUGGCUAUCGAAGAAAGUGCACCCAGUGGCACAGCAUGGACAGAUGACAAUGCUGGCACCAUCCCCCCUCCAGUCACUGGAGCCAUCCCAGCACAACAAAACAACUGUUUGCAAGGCACAGAGUUUCUGGAGGAAGAGAACUUGCGGGUUGGGGUUCUGUUUGCUUCAAAGGCUUUGAUGCAACUUCUGGUCAACCCUUUUGUGGGACCUCUCACCAACAGAAUUGGAUAUCACAUCCCCAUGUUUGCUGGCUUUGUUAUCCUGUUUGUCUCCACAGUUAUGUUUGCUUUUUCUGGUACCUAUACCCUACUGUUUGUGGCCCGAACCCUUCAAGGCAUUGGAUCUUCAUUUUCAUCUGUUGCAGGUCUUGGGAUGCUGGCAAGUGUCUACACUGAUGACUAUGAGAGAGGGCGUGCCAUGGGAAUCGCCUUGGGGGGCCUGGCUUUGGGAGUGCUGGUGGGAGCUCCUUUUGGAAGUGUGAUGUAUGUAUUUGUUGGGCAGUCUUCACCCUUCCUCAUAUUGGCCUUCCUGACACUACUGGAUGGAGCACUCCAGCUGUGUAUCCUACAGCCUUCCAGAGUCUCUCCUGAAAGUGCCAGGGGGACACCGCUCCUUACACUUCUCAAAGACCCUUAUAUCCUGGUGGCUGCAGGCUCCCUCUGCUUUGCUAACAUGGGAGUGGCCAUGCUGGAGCCCACACUGCCCAUCUGGAUGAUGCAGACCAUGCGCUCGCCUGAGUGGCAGUUAGGUCUAGCUUUCUUGCCUGCCAGUGUGUCCUACCUUAUUGGCAUCAACCUCUUUGGUGUGUUGGCCAACAAGAUGGGUCGGUGGCUGUGCUCCCUGAUUGGGAUGAUUGUAGUAGGCACCAGCUUGCUUUGUGUUCCUCUGGCUCACAAUAUUUUUGGUCUCAUUGGCCCCAAUGCAGGGCUUGGCUUUUCCAUAGGCAUGGUUGAUUCCUCUAUGAUGCCCAUCAUGGGACACUUGGUGGACCUGCGUCACACAUCAGUGUAUGGGAGUGUCUAUGCCAUAGCUGAUGUGGCUUUUUGUAUGGGCUUUGCUAUAGGCCCAUCCACUGGGGGUGCCAUUGUGCAUGCCAUUGGCUUCCCCUGGCUUAUGGUCAUCAUUGGGGUCAUCAACAUCAUCUAUGCUCCUCUCUGCUACUACCUGAGAAGCCCCCCAGCCAAGGAGGAAAAUCUUGCAAUUUUGAGCCAGGACUGCGCCAUGGAGACUCGGAUGUGUGCAACUCAGAAGCCCACAAGGGAAUUCCCUCUGGGGGAGGACAGCGAUGAGGAGCCUGGCAGUGAAGAGUAG